Messenger RNA from Cannabis sativa, 663 nucleotides. RefSeq lists its product as uncharacterized. NCBI's taxonomy places the organism in Eukaryota, Viridiplantae, Streptophyta, Magnoliopsida, Rosales, Cannabaceae. The record is from RefSeq and is a predicted model, not a curated record. The coding region runs from base 1 to 663 and encodes 220 amino acids. The transcript has a single exon.
AUGCCCACUUGUAAGUACACGGGUAGUGAAGACCCACUAACUCAUGUGGAGAACUUCAAAAUCCAAAUGGACUUUCAAGGAAUCAGGGAUGACCUUAGGUGUCGAAUCUUCCCUGCAACCCUCACGGACACGGUGCAACAAUGGUUUACUAAACUACCCCCAAGGAGAAUCACUUCUUGGGAUGAGUUUGAAGGGUUAUUCUAUACCCAAUUCUCUUCAGCCCGACAAAUGCCAGCGGAGUUGGAUGACUUGGUCACCAUCAAGCAGAAGCCCGAUGAGCCACUAAAAGACUACAUUCAACGCUUUAUGCAGGAGGCAACCAAAGUAAAAAAUUUGAGCGAUGAUGGCAAGCAGGCUGCCAUCACGGGGGGCAUUUUGGUGGGAUGUCGGUUGUGGAAAGAUACAAGGCGGAAACCAACCCAUACUAUGAAAGACUUCCUUGACAGAGCUGAUGAGUUCAUUAAACUAGAAGAGGCUGAAUGGAACGCCAAAGGCCUCAACAAAGCUAAGGGAAACAAGAACGGAGCAAGCACUAGUGGCCAAGGCUCCCAUGGUCAGGAGAGUAAUAAUAAAAAUGGCUUUAACAAUGGAAAGAGGACCAACAACGAUAAUGGUGGAAACAACUUUAUUAACAACAAAAAGCCAAACAAAGCAUCCUCAUGA